Phlebotomus argentipes is the source of this 5523-nucleotide messenger RNA. Its product is annotated as phosphofurin acidic cluster sorting protein 2-like. The coding region runs from base 322 to 3288 and encodes 988 amino acids. The record is from RefSeq and is a predicted model, not a curated record. Lineage: Eukaryota; Metazoa; Arthropoda; Insecta; Diptera; Psychodidae. The transcript is spliced from 10 exons. Gene Ontology annotation, biological process: protein localization to plasma membrane.
CGGUGUCGUCGUCGCGGUGUGUAUUGCUGUGCGCUCUGGACGGAGAAAAUUGCUGAAAACUCACUGAAAUUGGUGCAAAAUGGUGAAGUAGCCGUUCCACGGGCAGACCCACUGACUCAGUGACCAAGUGCAACGCAGAGAGCCGUGAGGUGUGCACGUACAUGAUGAAAAUUAAGUGACUCGCCAGGAGUUUUCAUUGUUUGGCGAGAGCGCAAAGUGUGUUGCGUGUGUGUGUGCGAAAAAGGGGCUGCGCUGGGCGCCUGGAGAAGCGCCCCCCAGUUCUCAAUUGUGUGCAAAUCAACUUUGAGCGUGUGAGCCAGGAUGACGGAGAAGAGCACGCGACUGGAGAAGAUGUCCAACUUCACCAAGCCAGUGCCCAUGAAGCUGUUCGCGGCCUGGGAAGUGGACAGAACACCCCCCAACUGUAUUCCAAGAUUAUGCUCCUUGACAAUAACACGCUUGUCUCUCCUGUCACCGCUUCCAGUGGACUUGUCCUCUGUGUCGCUGGCCGUGAAAAUGCAGAGCUCCAAGAGGACACUGCGAUCUCAUGAGAUACCCGUGCCACAGUCUGUGCUAACGGCAAACGCCAGCGGCGCCGUGCUCAAUAGUCCGCCACUGCUGGAGACGGAAUUGGACUUGAACUUCAGUCUUCAGUAUCCGCACUUUAUCAAGCGCGACGGGAAUCGCUUGCUGAUUCUGCUGCAGCGUCGCAAGAAGUACAAGACGCGCACGAUUUUGGGGUACAAGACGCUGGCUGAGGGCAUGAUAAGGAUGGACGCCGUGCUGCAGAAGUCCAUGGACAUGACGGUGGAGCUGAGUGCCACGGGAAAGGGCAGUCGACCCGGUGUGACAUUGGCCACACUUCGAGCGGAGCGAGUAUCUUCCAUUCCUGUUGAUCAUGACAAUAAGAAUAAUAAUAGUGUACUGCUGACGGAUCGUGUGAAUGAAUACUCAGAUGAGGAUGAGGAGGGUGAAUUCAGCUCGGGCGAGGAGAAUGACGAUCCCGGCGACGGUGUGCUGAGUGGAUACGACGCCAAGCGGGGAUAUGCUAAGAGGGGGAGCAAUUAUAGGAAAUUGGAAAGGUCGGAGAAUGAUGCUGAGACCGAGGAUGCACCUAUAGGUCAAAAUCCCGGUGAUAGUGACAGUGAAUUUGAGAAUCUUGGCAAGGAUAAAGGAAAUCGUGCCAAAAUGAGUCGUAAAUUAUUUUUAAAUGAAAAACUCCAAAAAUAUGCCCGGAUGGACUUUUUUCGGCCGUCUGCCGGGAAAGCAUCGCACUAUGAGCAGACAGGCAGCUUUCCGGACACCACAGAGAAGAUUUUAAUGCAGCGCAACUUUAAGCAGAAAAUUGUGGCUCUGCUGAAGCGCUUCAAAGUUCCUGAGGAGCUUGAUGGUGGCGUGUCACGACAUUCUGGCCGUGGUGAGCGUGUACUGGAUGCACUUUAUCAGGAAUUGGAGUCACUAUCGUGUGGCGAAGGUGAUGAAUCAGGACCAGAUAUGGACACUGUGUCCGUGGGCUCAACGCCGAAACCAUCUUUGCGACCUUUCUUCACGAAUUCAAGAACAAUGCUUCAUGAAAAUUUGAUGGGCGACUUUAAUAGUGACAUGAAGAUGCGACUGGAGAAGAGGGACUCCUUCAAUGCCCCGUCACUACCACUCGAUAAGAAAAAUUCCAUUCCAGGAGCAGCCGAGAGGAGCGGAGAUUGGCGAAAUGACAGCUCGGGGAAUGAGGGUGGCGCAGGCAAUACGGAUCCCGAGGCGCCCAAUUCUGAUCCGCAGAACACUGGCUCACCGCCACGGAGUGGCGACAAGGAGAGUGCCACGGAUAGACGGAGUCGACUCUUCCGCGCGGCCAGUGGUCAGCCGUCGAGUUCAAAGAAGAAGCACUCAUUGAGUCUGGGAUCGGAACAGAGUCAGCCCAAGUCAGCCCUGGACGCGUGUCUGUCGCCGACGAAUGUGGAGCCGCGGAAGUCGCUGCUGGAUCAAGUGGCGCGCACUUUUGCCACCGAUGAGGCCAUUCUGCCGGAUGUGGUGUCUCUCGUGGGACCGCCAGAGCUUCACCACGUGGCUCUGUCAUCGCGGCUGGCGCCACUGUUGGCGGCCUCCUUCAGACCCACCUUUGCGCCGCACAAUACGGCCGAGGUGCGAGCGGUGAUGCAGGCGCUGAUGAACAAGAUCCAGAAGUACUGCAACUCCACGGCCAAGCCGCCCACCACCAUUAAGGUGCUCCUCCUGGGUGGCGACUGGCUGCAGGGCGCCGUGCUGCGUCACUAUGUGGAGCUGCUGGGCGUGCGGCCACCCGACUGGGUGAAUCACAUCCGCUUCUACAUUGUUCCUAUUGGAAGCAGUGCCAUAUCGCGGUAUCUCAGCGCCGUGGACGCCACGUAUGGCGCCAUGUUCGGCAGCGAUGGUUGGCAGCAGCUCUGUGAGCGUGCCAUCGGUCCGGAUCCCGCACAGUCGAAGAUUGACGUGAUCGAGGUGACCAACAGGGUGCAGAGAUAUCUGCACAGCGCCGGGCCGUGCACGCAAAUCCCCAUCGCCGAGGCCAUGGUCAACUACAAGGAGGAGGACUCGUGCCAGAUCUUCGUUCCAUUCGUCAGUGAUGUGAAAUUGGGUUGCCCUGAAGGGCCGCAGGUGUCUCUGGACAUGGACGAGAGCCUCGGCUUGAGUGGUCAACAGAUCUCGAGUGCCCUGUCAAGUUCACCACCGCAGAGUGGCCGCAUGUCACCGCCGGUGCCAACAACGCCGGCCACACCAUCGCAGCAGCAGGAGAAGGCGGAGAAGUUGGAAAAACUGGAGAAGAUGCAGCAGAUGCAAGCGCAGCAGCCUGAGUCGUAUGAGUUGCAGAUUGACUAUUGGCCAGUCGCCGCGCGAUACACAGACAAUAAGGAGAAGAAGGAGGACAAGAAGGGAACUGAUCAGGGCAAAAACAGUAUUAAGAGCACUUUUAGGAAUUUGCAGGUUUGGCGACUCCCUCCGAAUCCUCAGGCCGGUGAACUUCUAUAUGGGCUGACGCUGAGCUAUUCCACGAAGGAGAAGAAGCAAAAAAUAAUGCGCUUGGGGAAGAAGAAGGAGAAGGAUCGUGAUAUGGAGAAGGAGCAGAGUGUUGAUGGCAUCGCGCGGCUCAUCUGCUCGCCGAAACCAUCGCAUCCAGUGCCGCUGCGUGUGUACAUUGACGGCACUGAGUGGACAGGUGUGAAGUUCUUCCAGCUCUCCUCGCUGUGGCAGACGCACGUGAAGAACUUCCCCGUGGGAUUGAUUGGUGCUCCGCUGGCUCCGGCCGAAACCUAGUCAUCUUGCGCGCUUUUCCUCCUCAACGCGCUUAAGCAAUUCAGCGGCUUUGGCAGGUCAACUACAAUGUGACGUUGAGUUGACGACAUGAGGAGCCUUUUAAAUUUGUAAUAUACGAUAUAUUUUAAAUAAUUGUGAUUUUAGUAGGAUUCAGAGAGUUGCAAAUUGUUCAUGUGUGUGAGAGAGAGAGAGAGAGAGAGAGAGAGAGAUAGAGAAAGUCAUGAUUUUCAUGCGAUGCUGGCGUAUAAAUUGUAUCUAUCAGUGAAGUGACAUAUCUAAAAUCAUUCUUUCAAUGUAUAAUUUGUUUGUGGAUCAAGAAAAGAAGAGACGCUGGAGUUUACGAAGGAAAACCAACUUCUCGGCUGUGGUUUCUUUAUGGAUGGAAGAUUUUUUUUUGGCAGAAAUCGAGCAAUUGCGCUCAGGAAUUGGAAAAUGGGAAUCAAUGUGCAGUGAAGAAGAAGAAGAAAAGAGGAAAGAAUUUAUUGAAGUUGUAAUUGAAUCACGGAACAAUAAUUAAUAUUUAAUUGAGAUGUGAAAAAGGACAAUUUGAAAGUUGAAUUGAGAAAUUUAUUAUAUUGAAAAGAGGAAUAAAUGGAAUUGCAACGAAAUAUAUUUUAAAAGUGCUUUGCAAACAUGAAGUAAAGAGGAAAGCACUUUUAAAGGAAUUACAGUUGGUAAUAAUAUUACCAUGAGAGUCAAUAAAGUAAAGUAAAAAAAUGGUAUAAAAUUGAAUAUUACAAAUUUGGGAUAGUAAAUAAAAUGAAUAGAAUGAUAAAUAAUAUCAAAAGAAAUAAAAAGACAUUAAUGCAGGUUUAUUAAAGAAAUAAAAAUUGAGUGUUGUAUUCUAUUGUGGAGAUUAAGGGAGAUAAAAAAAUAGCUGUGUUUACUAUUGAAGAUGUGUGUAGAAGAAAUCCUAGACGUGUAGUUUUCCUCACCCAGUUGAUCAAAGAGGAUUAGAAAUAUAUAUAUAUAUAUAUAUAUAUAUCAUCUCUUGCUCAUUUUAUGUUUAAACGUUUUCUUGUGACGAUUCAGGAGAAGUGAGAACAGGAGUUUAUAUCUUACGAGUAUAUCUAGUUGCAUGUGUAAACUUUUUCCCUCGGCACGCAAGGGCGCGUCACUUUUGGGGGCGUGUUUUUUGGCGCGUGUGCGAGAAGAGCCCAACAAUAUUUAAUCCCUUCUAUUGUGAGAAAUGAAAUUGUAAUUAUAUAUUGAUUGUAUUUGUAUUCUACAGGACAGGAAACAGUAUAUCACCUACUACUUAAUGUUUCUGGAGAUGGUCUCUUGUGCGAGACGAGAGAAGGUAGAAGUUUUGUGUAAACUGCAAUUCACUGAAAUACUCAACUGCUCUUACAAGAAUAACUAUAUUAUCUUAUAAAAGUAUAACCAUUAACUCUCUCUCUACGCGCCUUUAUCAGCGAUAAAGGGAUAUUUACACUCUAGCGAAGAGAAUAUUUAAUCAAAAAAAAAGAAGAGAAGCAUAAACAGAAGCAAAUAUGAUGAAAAUGAAAACCAUAAAACCAUUAACAGAAUUUUCCUCUUCUCUCAAAUGUUGUGAGAAAUUGUGCAGAAAAAUCUGCCUCGCGAUGAUUUUCUUUUUGUAGUUUAUAACUUUGUAUGAGAAAAAAGUCGCCAGAUGGAUUUGAUUUUGCAGUUGAACACACUGCAGAAUUUCCUUUGAACAUCACUUAACUGCCGCAAUGUUGUUGUUUACUCUCUUUUGCCACAAACCCUAUUUUUUCCCCCAUUUCACACCCGUUUGCACACUUUUCACAACGCGAAAUUCUUCUGUGACUGAGUUACAAAUUUCGCGCUAUUGAAGCAAAAAACAGAGUUUUAGAAAAAAAGAAAGAUCCUUGGUUGUGACUUUUUACGAGAAAUGCAAUUGACGUGGAGAAUAAGAGGAAGAGAAAAUUAAAAACAUUACCCUAAUAAUAAAAGAAAAAUUUUGUAGCAAAAGUAAUAUAUACGUAAUUUUAAAGGAUAUUUCAGUAGUGAAAAAUUAAACCUCAAUAAUCACACCAACACACAAGUAAUCAAUUACAUAAAUAAUUAUUGUUCAAAAUACCGACAAGAGGAAAACGAUGAAUUUGUCAUGAAGAAUAAAAUAUCAAAGAUAUUGAAAAAAAACUUCACAGUUAAAUUGACCUAAGAAAAAGGUGAAAAAAAGAGAUCAUUAAUGAUAAAAAAAGAAUGCUUGACUGUACUGUAAAUGUGAUUAAAACAUUUAAAAGAAAA